AUCAACACUUGACGGAAGCCCAGCUGUUCAGUCAGUGUUCGUUACACGUCUGAACUCUCAGGUUGUGUCCAAGCUCUCAGCUGUUGGCUAUCUUACGACUUCUAAGCCAAUCCCAGCGGUUCCUCUCGCCCCAGUAGCCCCGGCUGCACCCGCUGGCCCCCCGAUCGCCGCCCCAGCGCCACCUAUAGUCGCCGCCGCUUACAACGAGGACACCUUCUACAACCCGAUCCUCAAGAGGCUGGACCGGGUGUUCGCCGAGCUGGGGUUCACGGACGAGCCGUGCAAGGAGCGCUUGGUCUGUAGCAUGUACAAAGCCCCCGCCAGGUUCAGCCCGCACAGCAAUCUAGUAUCUGCCGAGAUAUCCAGGGAUCCUUCUGAACUGCAGAAGCCAGUCUUCUCGAAUCCGGCAGUGAUAAGGUUCUUCAGGUACGUCGAAGCGGCGAGGUCUGGCCAAGAAGGAAAGGAUUGCUUGGCUCUGUUCCCGACGUGCCCACUUCUGACAGAAUAAUGGCGCCCCAACCGCCUAGACCAGAGGCAACUUGGAAGCCCAGAUGGAGCUAUGCCUCCUCCACAGAUUCAUCUCUACUUGCAGUCUCUUCACCGCUGAACCUCAAUAGAAUAGUAUGUUUUGUGGUUGUACUUUGCGUUCUAAUAUUUGGUCUAGGGAUAGCCCUAGCAUUUAUAUUCAAUAAUAAGGAAACUACACACCAUGAAAUACAUUCUACAAAUCUAACAGAUUAUACAAAAUAUGUUAUUGUUCCAUCGGCCAGUUGAGUAAUCUUUUAUGUAAAUAAAACCUCUUUGACAAUACAAGAGCAAUCUGUAAAUACAAUUAUAUUUUUUUUUACAUUCUGAAUAAGAAGAAAUGAUAGUGUAAAGAUAUUUAGUUUCAUAUAAUUUAAUAUUAGAUAAUUGAUUAUGUUUUAUUUAUUUAUUUAUUCUAACAUUAUUGCAAGUAUUUUGAAUUUAAUCAAAUGUUAGACAAAUUCUAAAAAAUAAGAAUUGCUUUAAUAUUUGACACUAGACUCCCUUAAAUCUUCACUUUAUUAGUCAAAACCAAUUAUUGUCAUUGCAGUUAACAUAUAAACCUGCAGCAAAAAAAUCAAAAACUCUUUAAAUAUUUUGUGUAUUAAUAAUGUAACUAAAGAUGGAAUUUGUAAUUUUGGCAAAAGACGUCUGUUGCUGUUAAUAUAAUAAUUUCUGGAGAUGGAGAAAAUUCCUUGAAACAUUAAAUAAAAGUAAUGAUAAUUGUUUUUUAUUAAUAAAAAUUUUAAGGAAGUCUUGUAAUCAAAAUAAAAUCAAAUAGAUAUAAAAAGAGUUCUCAGAAAAUUUAAAAAAAUAAAUAUGAAUUGGGAAUGAUUCCUAGGAUUUUUUUAAUGUUUUAAAUAAUUGUUUUGAACAUUAAUGGAUUAUACUGAAACAAAACACAAUUAUUAGAACUAAUAAUAGAUUACUGCUAGAUGAUAUUUACCUAAAAAUUCAAAAUUAUUAUUAUUUUUUAAAAAGGUUUACUUUAAUCUAAUUUUAUUUAUUCAUUAAUGGAAAUAGUAAAAAAGUGUAUUUUAUAAUUUUUUUAUUUAAAUUACCAUUUCUUAGUUGAGAUAGAAGACAUUAUGUUCAAAUUGUACAUUUUGGUGUCGGGUUCGGGACAUAUUGUACAUAAUAUGUACAAUACAAUGUAUGUAUAGUUUGUACAAUAAAAUAAAUAACUUAUUCACAAACGAAACUCUUAUAACAAUUAAGUUGUACUGUUUAUAAUGAAAAUACCAUGAAGUCGAUGAUAUAGGACUGAUAAAUGGAUAUAUUUGUACGUAAAGUCAGUAAAUGUAAUUUAUUAGUCAAAUGUAUAAAUGUGAGUGAGCUUGUAAUUUGUAAUUGUAAAAACUGAACAACUGUUUAACUUGCAUUUGUUUAACGAAUGUCAAGCAUGAGUGUAUUUAUUGAGAGAAUGUGAAAUAUUUAUUGAAAUUAUAUGCUCAAUGUUGUUUUCUUUUUAAGUUACAGUUUGGAAGGGGUGAGGAUACAUGUAUCUUUGUAUAUAAAAUAUGUUUCAGAAAAUAUAUUAUAUUCAUAAUACCAUUGUAUUUUUUUCCUCCACUAUAAAGCUAAUAAUUUAUAAUUCAACCUUUUGCUUGAAUCCUGUAGGUUAGGGCAAGUUUAUAAAUCCAGUGUUGAGUUCUUCGAUGGCAUCUGAAAUUCAUCAGAUCAUUUUUA
Nezara viridula (southern green stink bug) is the source of this 2214-nucleotide messenger RNA. The record is from the annotation of a GenBank genome assembly. NCBI's taxonomy places the organism in Eukaryota, Metazoa, Arthropoda, Insecta, Hemiptera, Pentatomidae.